CUCAAUCAGUUUAAUCAGUCUUGCGUUUUCGGUCGUGAGAUAAACAUCUCCGAAUCUCGUAUGGUUUGUAACUAUCGGAGUGAAAGUGAUCAGUAAUUGAUCGAUAAAAAAGGUGCCAAAUCGUAAGAUUAUUUACUCAGAUCAGACGCUGAACUCGAUAAAACAUCAGUGAAGUUUCGGUACAAACAAAGUAUAAGGUAAACACAUAAAAACUAGAGGUGCGGCGCAAUGUUUCGCUCGUGAGUCAAUGUGAUUGUUUAUUAAUAGAUCGCGAAGGAAAAGGAUUACACUGAUGUUUAUGCGAAUUUUGUGAGUGAUUUUCGUGGAACAAAUCGUGAACUUCUGUUUGCAGAAUAGUGUGUCGCGGAUCGUCUGUGAAUUCGGACGUGUGGCGCGCUAGUUCGAUAUCGCCUUUCGUUUGCCUUGUAGUGGCCUCACCAGAUGUUCUCUGUUUACAAGCUAGUGAUAAGGGGUUUAUAAGUGCCAAUUUGAAAGCGUAGCUGAUUCAUUGUUUGAGUUCGAUAAACGUCGGUAUACCUUUGUAACUGUGCCAAGCGUCCUUGAGUGUGGACUUCGGUCAAAAAAUUGCAGUUGUAAUAAAUUUACGCGUGAAGAAAUCCAAUAAGCAUCCCGUGUUCAGUCGCGUGUUUCGUCUUGCGCCUCGGUCGUUUCGUCGCCGUCGGUAUUCUCGUACCCGUCAAGAGCCAGUAGUCCUUCGCGCUACCUUGUACGGUCGUAAAGCAUCAGAAGAAUGUCGUUUUACAACGAAAACUACAGCUAUCCUCGCAACUGGAAUGCCAAUGGGUUCGGUUGGGUCAAUCCGGCGGCCUUCAAUCAACCGUCCUACCCGACGCAAAUGCCAAUCCCGGAGUCGUCCGGUUAUUCCAGUUUGAAUCCUUCGAUAUCCGGGCACUCGUUGUCGUACGGAUUCGCUCCGGGGGUUGUGCAACCGCCGUCUACUCCCGGAGGAUACCCUCCAAUGCCUGCGGCAUCGAGUUUGCCCUAUCCGACGAUGGGAUUCGGCGGGUAUGGUGGGGGUUCAGGGGGAAUGCCGAUGCCAAUGCCCGAUAGUGGCUUCAAUGCUCCUCAGAUGCCACCGAUGCCGAUGCCAAUGCCGGGUGGUUUCGAACCUUCUGCGGACGAUCCGGCGACCGUGAAGGAGAUGCCGUUCCAGUCGGUUGCAGUGCCAAUUGCCGAGGGAAUGUUCAGCAGCCUCGGUGAAAAGGGCAGCGGGUUCCGAACGCGUACCGAUGUCCAGGAUUACUACGUCCUCCGCAGCCAGUGCCUUGAAAGUGGAUCCCUGUUUGAGGACCCGGAGUUCCAGGCCGUUUCCUCAUCGUUGAUGUUCUCACGUCGUCCGGAUCGGCACUACGAAUGGCUCCGUCCGCACGAAAUCUGCGAGAAUCCGGAGUUCUUCGUUGAAGGAUUCUCCCGGUUCGACGUGCAGCAGGGUGAACUGGGCGAUUGUUGGCUGUUAGCCGCUUGUGCCAACUUGACUCAAGACCAGAAGAUGUUCCUGAGGGUGGUCCCGGAAGACAAUAGCUUCGAGGACGAUUAUGCCGGAAUCUUCCACUUCCGCUUCUGGCAGUAUGGAAGAUGGGUCGAUGUGGUCAUAGAUGAUCGAUUGCCCACCUACCGUGGGGAGCUGAUCUACAUGAGAUCCUCGGAAAAGAAUGAAUUCUGGAGUGCUCUGUUGGAGAAGGCAUACGCUAAGCUGCACGGAUCGUACGAAGCGCUAAAGGGUGGCACCACUUGCGAAGCCAUGGAGGACUUCACCGGGGGUGUGACUGAAAUGUACGACCUCAAGGAUCAAACGCCGCCGAAUCUGUUUGCCAUCAUUGAGAAAGGGUUCCAGAGGAAUUCGAUGUUUGCCUGCAGUAUUGAGCCUGAUCCCCACGUGACGGAAGCGGAAACCCGUGAAGGUCUCAUCCGAGGUCAUGCCUACUCGAUCACUAAAAUCCAGCUGGUGGAUAUCGUAACGCCGGGCACGUCGGGCAAGAUACCGCUGAUCCGUCUGCGCAAUCCAUGGGGUAACGAAGCCGAAUGGAACGGAGCGUGGAGCGACCAGUCGGCGGAAUGGCGAUACAUUCCCGACGAGCAGAAGGAAGAACUUGGCCUCAACUUCGAUUGCGAUGGGGAAUUUUGGAUGUCAUACCGAGACUUCACCCGGUACUUCGACCGCAUUGAGAUCUGUAACUUGAGUCCGGACUCGCUCAGUGAAGAACAGGUCAACCGGGGUAAGCUCCGAUGGGAAAUGUCCACCUUUGAGGGUGAAUGGGCCAUCGGCAGUACGGCUGGAGGUUGCCGUAACUAUCUCCAAACGUUCUGGCAUAACCCGCAGUACGUAGUCCACCUGGAUGAUCCCGAUGAGGACGAUGACGAAGGCAAAUGUACGGUCAUCAUUGCGUUGAUGCAGAAGAAUCGUCGAUCUCGCCGAAACAUGGGCGUGGAUUGUUUGACGAUCGGAUUUGCUGUGUAUCGAGUGACUGAACGCGACUUGGCACAGAAACCGCUGAAGAUGAACUUCUUCAAGUACAAUGCUUCGGUGGCGCGUUCGCCGGCGUUUAUCAAUCUGCGUGAAGUGAGUUGUCGGUUCAAGUUGCCCCCGGGCGAGUAUUUGAUCGUGCCGUCCACGUUUGAGCCGAACGAGGAAGGUGAAUUCCUAAUCCGAGUGUUCUCCGAGUGCAAGAACAGUAUGGAGGAGAACGACGAAGAAGUCGGAGUAGGGGAAAUUGAUGAUCGGGUCGAUCCCGAAGAUAUCAAUCGUGGUGGUGGUAGAUAUAUUGCCCCAGACGUCCCAGUCCCGUCGCAACCGUCUCCCGCGCGCCAGGCCAUGGAACGUCUCUUCCUGGACGUGGCCGGCGCCGAUGGGGAGGUUGACUGGGUCGAACUGAAGCGCAUCCUGGAUCAUUCGUUCCGUGAUGAUCUGCCCAAGUCGUCGUCGGUGAAUGGGUUGAACAAGUCGUACGCCAAUCAGCAGAAUGCGGCCAACUACGACGGUGGCGGCGGGGAGGACGCCGGCGGUGGACUUUUGGCCCAACUGUGUGGUCUCUUCUGCAAGGAUACGCCGUUUGCGGAAGCCUUCGGGGUGACGUCCGGAGGGGGCGGUGGAGCGGACGGAAAUGCCAGCGCCAACCUGCAGAAUCAAAUCGUUCCCAUUCAGCACGUGGAUCAAGGUAGCUCCGGGUUUUCGAAGGACGUCUGCCGCUCCAUGGUUGCCAUGCUGGACACCGAUCAGUCCGGCAAGCUCGGCUUCGAGGAGUUCCAAAGCCUGCUGACCGACAUCUCCAAGUGGAAGGCGGUCUUCAAGCUGUACGACCAGGACCAAACCGGACGGCUGAGUGCGUUUGAACUGCGGGAAGCCUUACAUUCGGCCGGCUACCAUCUGAACAAUCGGAUCCUGAACGGGCUGGUUCACCGGUACGGUUCCCGGGAUGGAUCGAUUGCGUUCGAUGAUUUCAUCAUGUGUGCCGUCAAAAUCAAAACCAUGAUCGACAUCUUCCGCGAGAGGGAUACCGAAGGCACCAACAUGGCCACGUUCAGCAUGGACGAAUGGGUGGAGAAAACGCUCUAUUCGUAAAAUAAAAUGGUCUUCAAAUCACAAGCGCCACAAAUAAUCUCCCGUUUAUUGACGUUAUGCAAUGACAAAAUCUAAUUGUUGGUUAAAAAACUUAUCAAUUAUAAUCGAACCGCCCCAUGCUCGAAUAGAUUUACAGAAGAAGCAAAGGCAACUUGCAUUUUAAUUCGCCUACAAAAGUAUGGAAACAAAACCACGAAUGAACAAAUUAAGAAGCAUCUACAAACUUUUACCCCUACUUUUAUGUUACGUUGUUAUAUUUAUCACUUUUUACAUCAAAACCAGUUUUAAACGUGUAAUUUAUGCAUAUUUAAUUGUAAAUAAGAAGCAUAUAGUGACUGGAACUCUCCAUGGUUGCUUAACGAAACAAAAAUGCGCAGAACUCGUAAACUUACGUCGAUGUAUAACAUCGACUGCAACUUGCCCCAUUAGCAAUGGGCUGAAACGUCCAGAUCUGACAAUGCAAUUGAAGCAUCGAAAAUUGAAUGCCCGAAGUGGCUGUCAUGUUGAAAUUUUAUCUCAAAUUUAAAUGUUUGAACGAAUAAAUCAGUAAAUUGGUGCCUACA
Molecule: messenger RNA, 4143 nt
Organism: Aedes aegypti (yellow fever mosquito)
Lineage: Eukaryota; Metazoa; Arthropoda; Insecta; Diptera; Culicidae
Product: calpain-A
Exons: 8
Coding region: 752-3580 (942 amino acids)
Biological process (GO): proteolysis
Cellular component (GO): cytoplasm
Molecular function (GO): calcium ion binding; calcium-dependent cysteine-type endopeptidase activity
Source: RefSeq, a predicted model, not a curated record